Messenger RNA from Bombina bombina (fire-bellied toad), 4088 nucleotides. It is a transcript of the gene SNAP91, whose product is annotated as synaptosome associated protein 91. Gene Ontology annotation, biological process: clathrin coat assembly; clathrin-dependent endocytosis; synaptic vesicle budding from presynaptic endocytic zone membrane. Lineage: Eukaryota; Metazoa; Chordata; Amphibia; Anura; Bombinatoridae. The record is from RefSeq and is a predicted model, not a curated record. The transcript is spliced from 30 exons. Gene Ontology annotation, molecular function: SNARE binding; phosphatidylinositol-4,5-bisphosphate binding; clathrin heavy chain binding. Gene Ontology annotation, cellular component: clathrin-coated vesicle; clathrin-coated pit; synaptic vesicle. Bases 59 to 2770 code for a protein of 903 amino acids.
GCAGCUGCUGUACGGAAGGGUUUUCCUCCAUCAAAGGGCUGACAAGGCAGAGCAGAAGAUGUCGGGCCAGACACUGACAGACCGCAUCGCGGCCGCACAGUACAGCGUGACGGGCUCGGCAGUGGCCAGGGCGGUGUGCAAGGCGACCACUCAUGAAGUGAUGGGGCCCAAGAAGAAGCACCUGGACUAUUUGAUCCAGGCCACCAAUGAAACCAACGUGAAUAUUCCUCAGAUGGCUGACACAUUGUUUGAACGUGCUACAAACAGCAGCUGGGUUGUGGUGUUCAAAGCCUUAGUCACAACACACCAUCUAAUGGUUCAUGGGAAUGAGAGGUUUAUUCAGUAUUUGGCGUCUCGGAACACACUAUUCAAUCUUAGUAAUUUUUUGGAUAAAAGUGGAUCUCAUGGUUAUGAUAUGUCAACAUUUAUAAGGCGCUACAGCAGGUAUCUCAAUGAAAAAGCCUUUUCCUACAGACAGAUGGCAUUUGAUUUUGCAAGAGUAAAGAAGGGAGCUGAAGGAGUUAUGAGGAUGAUGGUGCCAGAGAAGUUGUUAAAGGGAAUGCCAAUUCUUCAGGGUCAAAUAGAUGCACUUCUUGAGUUUGAUGUUCAUCCAAAUGAGCUGACAAAUGGUGUAAUAAAUGCUGGGUUUUUGCUUCUUUUUAAAGACCUUAUCAAAUUAUUUGCAUGUUAUAAUGAUGGGAUUAUUAAUUUAUUAGAAAAAUUCUUUGAAAUGAAGAAGGGGCAAUGCAAGGAUGCGCUAGAAAUCUAUAAGCGGUUUCUUACUAGGAUGACAAGAGUGUCUGAAUUUAUGAAGGUUGCAGAGCAAGUUGGAAUUGAUAAAGGGGAUAUUCCUGAUCUUACACAGGCUCCCAGCAGCCUUAUGGACACAUUGGAACAACAUUUAAAUACAUUAGAAGGGAAGAAAAACAGGUCUGGAUCUCCUGUGGGCAAGUCUUCUCCAGCUACAACUGUCACUUCUCCAAACACCACCCCAUCUAAAACUGUAGACACAUCUCCACCUGUUGAUCUUUUUGCUCACGCUGCUGCAGCAGUAAUUAUUCCGGUUUCUUUUUCAUACAGUUCAUCUAAACUAUCCAGUGAUCUUCUAGAUCUGCAGCCAGACUACGCUGGUGGUGCACAGCCAGCUCCUGCUUCCGCCUCUUCGGGUGCUAGUGCAUGGGGAGAUCUUUUGGGUGAGGACUCCCUUACUGCUCCUACUGCUGCUAUUACCUCAGAGGCAUCUCCGCUUUCUGACCCUUUUUCAGCUGAACUCAGUGCUCCCACUGCUGCACCUGUUGAGACUACAGCUCCUCCGAUUUCCUCUGCCACUAUAACUACUGUAACUGCUGAAAUUGAUCUCUUUGGAGAUGCCUUUGCCGCUUCUCCUAGUGAGGCUCCUGCAACACUUGAUGGGGCUUCAGCGCCACCAACUCCUACCCCUGUUGCAGCAGCCCUCGAUGCAUGCUCUGGAAACGACCCUUUUGCCCCAUCCGAAGGUAGUGCAGAGGCUGCUCCUGAGCUGGACCUUUUUGCUUUGAAGCCAACAGAAACCACUGCUCCUGUAGUUACCCCUACGACUAGUACAGCUGCUACAGCUCUAGCAACUACUCCUUCUCCUCCUCCUCCUCCUGCAGCAGCUUCUGCUGCCACUACUACAACUGCUACUACCACUACCACUGCUGCCACCACAUCUGCCAUCACCACCACAACAACUACUGCUCCUCCUGCUCUAGAUAUAUUUGGUGAUUUAUUUGAUUCUGUUUCGGAGGCCGCCGCUGCUGCUCCUAAGCCAGAUGUUACACCUAGCAUAGACCUGUUUGGCACAGAUGCUUUCUCAUCCCCACCGCAUGGGGCCUCUCCUGUGCCUGAAAGUUCCCUCACUGGAGACCUCUUAUCUGUGGAUACAUUUGCCGCUCCAUCUCCUGCGCCCAUUGCCUCUCCUGCAAAGAUGGAGUCUUCAGCUGUUCUUGACUUGUUUGGGGAUGCUUUUGGAGCUGUUACUGAACCACAACCUGCAGCCCUGGCACCAACUUCUUCAUCAGCAUCCGCAGACUUAUUGGCUGGAUUUGGAGGCGCAUUUAUGGCCACUUCAUCAUCACCAAUCACUCCAGCUCAGAAUAACAUAAUCCAACCUACUUUUGAGACCGCAUUUGGAGCAAACCAACCAACUACCACCACCGCUGCUGCUACUGGUGGAAGCACUUUUGAUUCUUCAGUAUUUGAUGGUUUAGGAGAUCUUUUAAUACCAACCCUGACCCCCACCUCCCAGACACAAACAUCUUCAGUAACAUCUUCUAGCAAUGCCGGAAGCAAAGGGAUCGGAAGUGACCUGGAUUCUUCGCUUGCUAGCUUAGUAGGCAAUCUUGGAAUUUCUGGCACCACUGUUAAAAAUCAGUGGAAUGCCGGGGAGAAGAAGCUAACUGGAGGUGCAAACUGGCAACCAAAAGUAGCACCAGCUACAUGGUCAACUGGUGCAGCAUCAAGUGCUCCUAUGCAAGGGACAUCUUCUCCUGUUGGUGGAACCCCCCCAGCGGCAAGUGCAGCUACAGGUGCACAGCCAGUAGCAGGUUUUGCUAUGCCUUCAGCAGCUGGAGCAGGGGUACCUAUGAUGCCCCAGCAACCCGUGAUGUAUGGCCAGCCUAUGAUAAGGCCGUCCUUUGGUGGAGCUUCAGUUCCGCUCUCUCCUAGUCCAACACCUGCUUCCCCAAGUCCUAAGAAACCUCCAACAAAGGAUCCAUUAGCAGAUCUCAAUAUAAAGGAUUUCUUGUAAACCUUUCAGAUGCUGUUUUUGUGAAAUGAAUAUGUGAAUUUGGAGCCUACAAAGAACAGAUUUGCUGCUCAGAGUUUCUAAAUGAGCCACCAGUACCAAACCCAGUGCUUAGAUUUCUCUCUCUUCUGAAAUGUGUAACAGAGCUGUGAAAGUAAACAUUAGGAAUGUGUACUACCUUAGCAGUUAUCCGCUAUCUCUCAUUUUUUGUGUAUUUGGGAUCUCUCUGUGUUUUACAGUUUUCACAAAUGGAUAUAUGUUCCUCAUGCCUUCUAGUGCUUUUAUGGACCUUUAUGUUGGGAACAAAAUAUGCAGCUAUUGUGCGCUGAGCAAUCUGGAGCAAAAGUGUCUGUUUUGAAGGUUUCCGUAUAUAUAUUUAUGAACUUUUGAACAUGCCCUGAUUCUUCUGUCUGUUAUGAACUAUUGUUUCAUAAUACCAGAGCACCCUCCAAUACAAAAACUAUUUUUGUGUGUAUGUGCAUCUGUGUGCGUGUGAACUACCCACAGGAAUAUCAAUUGUGAAAGAAAUGAUUUUUUGUCUAUUGUGCUUCUGUAUGUUAAAAAAAAUAUUUAUAAUUUAAAGUCCAUAUAAAGAUAAAAAUGCAACUCCUGUUUUCUGGGUGUUUGCACACCCUGCUGCAAAUGGUCAUAUCAGAGAAAAUACAUAUUUAUUAAUAAUUAUUGUUUUAAUGUAUAUAUUUUAAUUAUAUUUUUGUUCACAAUAUCUGACCUAGAAUAUUGAUCAAGUUUUAUUUAAUUUUUUUUUUUGCACAAUACAUAAAGCAAGUAAAAGGGUAUUUGUGUGCUCAUUUUAUGUAGAUGAAAGUCUCUGAUGAAAAACACAGCUGCAGUUAUUUUCAAAACCCUUAAUCUUGUGUAUUUGUACUUAAUCCUAAAAAUAUAAUAUAUACUUUUUUAUGUUUUAUUGCAAAUUUAGUUUACUUGUGCUUGUUUUGUGUUUCAUUUAGACUGUUGUUUUCUUCAUUGUCUGAAUUCUCUGUGAGUAGUUUUUGUACUGUUUGUGGCCCCCACACAGAUAAGAGCAAUUCUGCCCUUUAUUGUACAUAUUGUGCGAGUUACACUUUCCGUUGACACAUUCAUACUAUUUUGUGCUGACGGCUUGGCUUAAGGUUUUGGUGCAUACAAAUACGGUCACUGUUGAUCAGUGUUACAACUGGCUUGACAGCUGUGUGUAGAAGAAUGUUGGCUAAGAAAGAUAUUCACCUGUUGUCUUUCAAAGUAACUAUUUAAUCAAUGGUUGUAUCUGAGUUUACUAUGGGGAAAACACACUCUGAAUGGGGAUAAAAGUAUUUAAAAUCGA